AUGGAGCCGCCCUCGACACCCUCCGUCACGUUAACCGCAAAAGGCGGUCGAACCUUGAUGUGGUACGAAGCUGCUGAAUGGCAGCGAGACAACAAGUACAUCCUCAGCGGUUAUCGCCGCGAAAAAGCUGACUAUCUCGAGAUCCUCACCAGCCUGACGUUUCUGCACAACGAGACAUGCAAUGUGUACACUCACCUAAUCGGCGCACUGCUUCUGCCGCUCAUCGCGGCCACUGUCAUGCGGAGUCUCUCACAGCCUCAGUUCUCUGUCGUGUCAGGAACAGACUACACUAUGUUUGCAAUCUUCUUUUGGACCGCUGAGUGCUGUCUACUCUUUAGCACGGCCUUUCACCUGUUUGGCGCACACUCGCAUGAAGCUGAGCAAUUUUGGCAUCGCAUGGACCUGCUAGGCAUUGUUAUUGUGACGAUGGGCACCUUUAUUCCGGGAAUUUAUUACAUCUACUUCUGCGAACUUUCCCUACAGAGACUGCACUGGUCUGUUGUUAUCCUCUCGGGAUCCUCCACAGCUGCCCUGAUCUGUAUACCUGUCUUUAGAACGCUUCGCUGGCGAAAGGUAAAAAUUGGUGCCUACGUCGCACUUGGCGCUUCGGCACUUAUCCCACUAGCACAUGGAUCUCAGCUAUAUGGUCUCAAGUAUAUGACUCAAUACUCGGGAAUGAACUGGUAUCUGCUUGAGCUAGCUAUCUACGGUAGUGGAACUGCUUUUUAUGCGUUGCGAAUUCCCGAACGCUUUGCUCCUGGCAAAUUUGAUAUUUGGUGCAGCUCUCAUCAAAUUUUCCACCUCUGUAUCUUGUGCGCUAUGUAUAUACAUAUUUUUGGCCUAAUGCAGGCUUUCACAGCGUGCCAUACAUUGGACAUUUGCAAAAUCCAGGCCGCGCACAAAGCAGGCUAG
This is a messenger RNA of Beauveria bassiana ARSEF 2860, 912 nucleotides long. RefSeq names its product Hemolysin-III protein. The record is from RefSeq and is a predicted model, not a curated record. Gene Ontology annotation, cellular component: membrane. Bases 1 to 912 code for a protein of 303 amino acids. The transcript is spliced from 3 exons. Gene Ontology annotation, molecular function: signaling receptor activity. NCBI's taxonomy places the organism in Eukaryota, Fungi, Ascomycota, Sordariomycetes, Hypocreales, Cordycipitaceae.